AUGGACGGGCUGAUCCGCAUCCACCUCGAUGAUCAGAUGGACUCGAAGACACUCCUGGGGUCGUACGUGUGUACAGACACGCCUGGGGAGUUUGUGUGGAAGGAGGGAGCACUCACGCAGGCGGUACAGCAGGGGAGGUGGAUUGUGAUCGAGGACAUUGACUUGGCUCCGUUCGAUGUGCUCGCUGCGAUCAUCCCCCUCCUCGAGUCCAACAGGCUCUACCUGCCUGCUAGGGACAGCAGCAUAGUGGCGCAUGCCGGGUUUCGGCUCUUUGGGACGAGGACGGUGGGAAAGCUUGCGAGGAAGGAGUCGGCGGCUGUUCAGAUGAUCCAGUCUCUGACGACUCAAGUGUUUGUCGAGGCAUGGAAGGAUGAGGAGGUCAGGGAAGUCGUUGGAGUCCUGUUCCCCUCCCUGCUGGACGCGGGACUGGUCGAGCCGAUCGUGGAGGUGCAUCGGCUGAUGACGUCAGCACGAGCCGAGACGGUCAUUGACGGGGUGAGAGUUCGCCGUCAGCUGACGGUGAGGGACCUGCUGAAGUUCUGCCGGAGAUGCCUGGUGCUGAAGGAGGCGGUGGAUUGUUUCUGCAACAUGAUCAACAGCGAGGCCGAUCGGGUCACGAUCGCCAAACGUCUCGGAUUGAUCCUCCACCUGCAUGAGCAGAAAGUCGAGUUCAUGCUUGAGAAGUCUCUGCCUGAGGUGAACAUCCAGAAGGAUCAUCUCCAGGUGGGAAGAGUCUUCUUGGACGUCGACAGCAACUUCCUCAGUACAAGCAUCGAGCUCGACCGCGAGAACUUCUGCAGGACUCGGCGGACGCUGCAGGCCAUGGAGGCGAUUGCAGCUUGUGUGUACCACAACGAGCCCGUGCUGCUGACGGGAGAGACUGGCACAGGCAAGACAACUAUCGUACAGUACGUGGCGUCUCAGGUGGGAACGAAGCUGGCGGUGGUGAAUCUUUCCCAGCAGACAGACUCUGGCGACUUGCUGGGGGGGUUCAAACCGAUCGACGUGAGGUGCCUUGCUCAAAGCCUGCUGGACGAGCUGCUAGAGUUGCUCCCAAGGGUGACGAGCAAGUCGAAGAACUCGUCGUUCCUGCAGGCGUGUAAGAACAGGUUCGAGGCGAAGAACUGGAAGGGGAUGGUCAAGCUGCUGAAGCAAGCGACGCAACUGACUCUGAGCAAGAGAAUGAGGAGGCGGUGGGAUGUGUUUGCGGAGAGCGUCGCAGAGUUUGAGAGGAAGGUAGAGAGCACGCAGGGCAAGUUUGCCUUCACGUUUGUUGACGGGAUACUUGUGAAAGCGCUGAAAGAAGGUUUCUGGUUGUUACUGGAUGAGGUGAACCUUGCUCCUGCUGAGACUCUAGAGAGGCUGAGCGGGCUGCUGGAGGGAGAGCAGGGAUCGUUAUCGCUGACAGAGAAGGGAGAGGUAGAGGAGGUCAAGAGACAUCCAAACUUCAGGCUGUUUGCGUGCAUGAACCCGCCGACGGAUGUAGGGAAGAAGGACCUGCCGAUGACGAUGAAGGCGAGAUUCACCGAGAUCUUCGUCGAUGAGAUCGAGAACGAGGCCGAGCUGAGGGAGGUUGUGCAGACUUACCUUGGUAAGACUGUCUCUGUUGCCCAUGUCAACUCAGUCGUCAACUUCUACCUCAACGCUCGCGCCAUGGCCAAGAGCAAUGAGAUCUACGACGGAGCCAACCAGCCGGUUCACUUCAACUUGCGCAGCCUCUCCCGCACCCUCAACUACGUCAAGUUCAUGCAAGCCCAGGGCUACUCGCUCGACCGAAGCCUCUUCGAGGGAGCAUGUAUGGUGUUCUCAACACAGCUGCAUCCCUCCUGCCAGCAGCUCAUGGAGACUUGUAUCGUCAAGCACCUCUGCAAGGCAGGAGCCAAGGCCUCCUCCUCCUCCUCCUCUCUGAGCAACGACGACGGUUACACCUGCAUCGGGAGCUGCACCAUCAACCAGCAGGUGCUCGCGGGCUUCUGGAUCAAGAAGGGCCCUCACUUCGGUCAGCUCCCCAUCCCAACCUUCAUUCUCACUCCCUCCUGCCAGCUCAACGUCAGGAACAUCGCGCGAGCCGCUGCCCCGUACCGCUAUCCCAUCCUGCUCCAAGGGCCGACGUCGGCAGGGAAGACAAGCAUGAUCGAGUUCCUCGCCGCCUCUGCCGGACACAAGUUUGUGAGGAUCAACAACCACGCACACACUGACGUGCAGGAGUACGUGGGGGGAUACACGACGGACGAGGAGGGGAAGCUGGUGUUCCAGGAGGGGCCGCUGAUGCUCAACCGACUGCUGGACGAUAAUAGAGAGCUGCUGAUCCCCGAGACGCAGGAGCUCGUGAAGCCGCAUGCCAACUUCCUGCUGUUCGCCACGCAGAACCCGGCAGGAGGAGUGUACGGGGGGAGAAAGAUGCUCUCGCGCGCGUUCAGGAACAGGUUCCUAGAGGUUCACGUGGACGAGAUCCCGCAUGCGGAGCUGGUGGAAAUGAUGGAAAAAAGGUGCAAGAUAGCCAAGUCGCGCGCGCAGAAGAUCGUUGAGGUGAUGAAGGAGCUCCACAGGAGGAGGCAGAGGAGUAACGUGUUUGCUGGCGGCCUUGCCUUCGUCACCCCCCGCGAUCUGUUCAAGUGGGCCGAUCGGAUGGUGCUGGCGGACAACGACAACUACGAUGUGCUGGCACAAGAAGGAUACAUGCUGCUGGCGGAGGGACAGAGGAAGGAAGAGGACAAGAAGUGCGUGAGGGAGGUGGUGGAGCAGACGAUGAAGCAGAAGAUCAACGUGGAGAGGCUGUAUGACAUGUCGAAUGAUCUCAUCCACGACCAGCUGUUCUCCGGCCUCGUCAAGACAAGGAACGCCAAGAGGAUGCUGCGGUUGAUGGCAAGGUGCAUGAGAUUCAGAGAGCCGAUCCUGCUGGUCGGUGAGACCGGGACAGGCAAGACGUCCGUGUGCCAGGCGUUUGCAGCCGCGCUCUCUUCCAAGCUUCACAUCCUCAACUGCCACCAGAGCACAGAAGCCUCUGACCUCAUCGGAGGCUUCCGGCCGAUCCGAGGAAAGGAGUCGUCAUGCCGAGCCCUGUUCCUCUGGUACGACGGGCCGCUGGUGACGGCGAUGAGGGAGGGUCAUCUCCUGCUCAUCGACGAGAUCUCCCUGACUGACGACUCCGUGCUCGAGCGUCUCAACUCCGUGCUGGAGCCUGGCAGGACCAUCACGCUGGCAGAGAAGGGAGGGGAGGUGAUAGAGGCCCAUAGAGACUUCCUGGUGUUCGCCACGAUGAACCCUGGAGGAGACUUCGGGAAGAAGGAGCUCUCGCCUGCCCUCCGCAACCGCUUCACCGAGAUCUGGGUCGACGCGAUCAGCGAGCUGGAGGACCUGCGGUGUAUCCUGUCGCUAAGGAUGAGGGAGGAGCUUCAGAGAGCAGGCUAUGGAGAAAAGCUCCUGCUGUUCUGGCAGUGGUUCUCCUCCAAGAACAAGGUCACCCUGAGGAGGAUGCUGUCCUUGCGCGACCUCCUCGCCUGGGUUGAGUUCAUGAAUAUCUCCAAGGAUAACGGGCUGAGCAUGCAGGAGGGCUUCCUGCAUGGCGCCUGCCUCGUCCUCCUCGACGGCCUCGGGAUAGGAGACGGCUCCUCAGAAGCGAGCGCGAGGAGCCUCAAGGAGGAGAGUCUUCAGUACCUUCACGCCAUGCUCUCUGACAGCAGCACUUCUCCCGUCCUACAAGCGUCGCUCUCCUCCUCUGCUUUCUUUUCCUCUCCUCCUGCCUCUGUCGUCCUCACGCAGGAGAAGUUCGGGAUCCAGCCCUUCUUCAUCCCGCGAGGUCCCGCAGAGUCUCCUUCCUCCUUCGCCAUGACGGCACCGACGACUUGCCAGAACCUGAUGCGCGUGCUGCGGGGGAUGCAGCUGAGAAAGCCGAUCCUGCUGGAGGGCAGCCCGGGGGUGGGGAAGACGUCGCUUGUGCAGGCGCUGGCAGCAGUUUCGGGGCACAAGCUCGUGCGCAUCAACCUGUCCGACCAGACGGACAUGAUGGACCUGCUGGGUUCUGACCUCCCCGUCGGAGGAGGAGGAGAGGGAGCAGGAGAGGGAGGAGGAGAAUCGUCUCACUUUGCCUGGUGCGACGGUGUUUUCCUGCAGGCGCUCAAGGCUGGUGACUGGGUGCUACUCGACGAGCUGAACCUUGCUUCACAGUCAGUGCUGGAGGGGCUCAACGCUGUGCUGGACCACAGAGGAGAAGUCUUCCUCCCCGAGCUCGGCCGCUCCUUCUUCUGCCCUCCCUCCUUCCGCAUCUUCGCUGCUCAGAACCCGCUGCAGCAGGGAGGAGGGAGAAAGGGGCUCCCAAAGUCGUUCCUGAACCGCUUCACGACGGUGAGGGUGGAGGAGCUGACGGCAGACGACCUGCUCUUCAUCGCCCAGGCCUCCUUCCCGCAGAUCGAUGAGCCGCUCCUCCGCGGUAUGAUCGCCAUGAACGCGGAGGUCCAAGUAGCCACCUCCUCCACCUUCGCCUCCUCCGGGAGGCCCUGGGAGUUCAACCUGCGCGAUAUCUUCCGAUGGUGCGAGCUGAUGGUGCAGUACCAGGAGGAGGGAGCAUACCGGCCGCAGGACUUCGUUCCCUUCCUCUUCUCCCUCCGCCUCCGCACGAGCAGCGAUAGGGAGCAACUGCAGGUCAUCGCAAGGAGGCACUUUGACGACCUUCCUUCUCCCCUCCUCCACGUCCCUCACCGCGCCUCCGCUCCUCUCCUCCAGGUCGGCAAGGUCAGCAUGCUCCGCAGCAAGAAGCCCGACGUCCUGCUCGACGACGCUCCUCCUCUCCUCCUCCCCGGCCACCUCCAGGCGCUGGAGGGCCUGAUGAUGUGCGUUGAGAUGGGAUGGAUGGGGAUAGUGAUCGGCCCGUCGGCUGCGGGCAAGACAAGCCUUGUGCGCUCGCUGGCCGCUUCCUCGGGGAACAAGCUGAGGGAGAUGGCGAUGACGAGCGAUACGGACACGACGGACCUGCUGGGAUGCUUCGAGCAGCUAGAGCAGCACAAGAGGAGGAGAACCUUCCUCUCCUCCCUCCACGCCUGGACCGACGACCUCUUCCGCUACAUCCUCGCGCUGAUGAAGGAGGACGAAACCCUCCUCCCUCCCAUGAAGGACCAGCUCCUCCUCCUCCAGCACAACCUCGCCGGGCUCCGGCAGCACAAGAACUCCUCCGCCUCCUUCUCAGCAGGGUUCGAGUGGAUCGACGGGAUCCUAGUGAAGGCGAUGGAGCGAGGGGAGUGGCUGCUGCUGGACAACGUGAACCUCUGCAACGCAAACGUGCUGGACCGUCUGAACCCCCUCCUCGAGCCCCAGGGCGUCCUCCUCCUCAACGAGCGAGGGCUGGUGGACGGGGAGGUGCGGAUAGUCCGUCCACACCCCAACUUCCGACUGUUCUUGAGCAUGGACGCGCAUCGAGGGGAGAUCUCUAGAGCCAUGAGGAACCGAGGGGUUGAGAUCUGCCUGCUGGAA
Guillardia theta CCMP2712 is the source of this 5466-nucleotide messenger RNA. RefSeq lists its product as hypothetical. The transcript is spliced from 9 exons. The record is from RefSeq and is a predicted model, not a curated record. Gene Ontology annotation, molecular function: ATP hydrolysis activity; ATP binding. Lineage: Eukaryota; Cryptophyceae; Pyrenomonadales; Geminigeraceae. Gene Ontology annotation, biological process: ribosomal large subunit assembly; rRNA processing. Gene Ontology annotation, cellular component: preribosome, large subunit precursor. The annotation marks the transcript as partial.